Molecule: messenger RNA, 1102 nt
Organism: Saccoglossus kowalevskii
Lineage: Eukaryota; Metazoa; Hemichordata; Enteropneusta; Harrimaniidae
Product: alpha-tocopherol transfer protein-like
Cellular component (GO): membrane
Molecular function (GO): phosphatidylinositol bisphosphate binding
Source: RefSeq, a predicted model, not a curated record
UUAACUCGGCUGUUAACUCGUAUGUUGAUACGACUACUAGUGUUACGCAAACUAUAUUUGUUUAUAAUCGGUUAUCAGAUAUGAGUAGUAACGAUGACUACGUGUGUACGCUGAGCUCGGAUCUUUUGGAGAAAGCCAAGCGAGAACUGAACGAAAACCCGGCUACCCGUCAACAGAAGUUGGCGGACCUACGAUCGAUGUUCACAGAGAGACCGGAUAUUAAAUUCCGGUUAGACGACUCUUUCUUAAUACGUUUCUUACGAGUACGUAAAUUUGAUGUCAGACGUGCUUUCAAGACAUUAGUGCAUUAUUAUGAAGUACGUUCCCAGUAUAAGGAUAUCUUCAGCGAUUUCACCCCAUCCACUGUAUUAGAAAUAUUGGAAGACCAAGUUCAUUUGUUAUUGCCAAGUAGAGACAAGGAUGGACGUCGAAUAUUCAUCGUAAAACCGGGACGAUGGGACCCAAGCAGGUAUACAAUAACAGCAUGUUUCAAGGCUACUCUACUUUUAAUAGAGAUGCUUACUGAAGACGAAGAAACACAAGUUAAUGGCGUUGUACUUAUCGCUGAUUAUUCAGGAAUGACCAUGAACCAUGUAAAACACAUGAAUCCCGUUAUAACACGGAAAAUGGCCGAUACAAUUCAGAAUGCCAUGCCUCUGCGGUUGAAGGCUUUCCAUUAUGUUAACCAGCCGAAAAUAUUUGACGUCAUAUUCGGACUUUUUAGGCCCUUCCUCAGUGAAAAGAUGAUCAAAAGGUUACAUUUCCAUGGCAACGAAUUUGACACUCUACACCAAUAUAUACCAUCAUCGAUUCUGCCGACGGAAUACGGCGGCGUGCUUCAAAAUGCAACAAACAGAGAGUGGAUCGAUCAGUUGGUGGCAAAAGAAGUGGAAUUUGCAGAAAAUAAUAAAUACGGAUUUCCGAAAUCCAAAGAAGCGCUGGGAGGUGGUAAAAGUGGCGAAGACCCCGCUGGCGGAUUAGUGGGAACAUUUAAAUCGUUAAACGUCGACUAAUGUUUAUCCUUGUUCUAUUCUGUUUUUUCCCAAAGGACAUAAGGUGCUUAUGAAGAUUUUUUUCACACUCAUAUUUGUCUGUGAUUCCC